This is a messenger RNA of Labrus mixtus (cuckoo wrasse), 4248 nucleotides long. RefSeq names its product myosin IIIB (gene myo3b). The transcript has 36 exons. Lineage: Eukaryota; Metazoa; Chordata; Actinopteri; Labriformes; Labridae. Gene Ontology annotation, molecular function: cytoskeletal motor activity; protein kinase activity; ATP binding. The coding region runs from base 127 to 4098 and encodes 1323 amino acids. The record is from RefSeq and is a predicted model, not a curated record. Gene Ontology annotation, biological process: protein phosphorylation. Gene Ontology annotation, cellular component: myosin complex.
UAAUUCAGUGUCUGUGUGAAACACCACUUGUUGUCCAUCCUCUUGAGGAAGCCAUUUCCAUUGCUACUGGAGCUACUAUAUUAUGGUCACAAGAGACUCUUUAGCUGUAUUUUUUUCUCAGCCCUGAUGAGUCAGAAGAAAAUAACACUUGCCAUGAGGUCACUGUAUGGACUGUAUCCCUACAAGGCGAGCAUGAUCGGCAUGGAGAACUUAGAUGACCCAUCAGGGAACUGGGAUAUAGUGGAGACCAUCGGUAAAGGAACGUAUGGCAAAGUGUACAGAGUGAACAACAAGAGGGAUGGAAGUCAGGCUGCUGUCAAAGUGCUCGACCCUAUCAAUGAUGUGGAUGAGGAGAUUGAGGCAGAGUACAACAUCCUGAGGUCGCUGUCAAACCACCCAAAUGUGGUCAAGUUUUACGGCAUGUUUUACAAGUCAGACAACUUAUCAGGAGGACAACUAUGGCUGGUGCUUGAGCUGUGCAACGGCGGCUCUGUCACAGAACUCAUCAAAGGCCUGCUCAUCCGAGCCCAGCGUCUGCAGGAGCCCGUUAUCUCAUACAUCUUAUACAGUGCCCUGUUGGGUCUUCAGCAUUUGCACAACAACCGGAUUAUCCACCGUGACGUCAAAGGCAACAACAUCCUCUUGACAACCGAGGGAGGAGUCAAACUGGUCGACUUUGGUGUUUCAGCUCAACUUACCAGUGCACGAUUACGAAGGAACACAUCAGUUGGGACACCAUUUUGGAUGGCUCCUGAGGUCAUAGCGUGUGAACAGCAGUAUGACUACUCCUACGACGCUCGCUGUGAUGUGUGGUCACUUGGCAUCACAGCCAUCGAGCUGGCAGACGGAGAUCCCCCGCUGGCUGAGAUGCAUCCAGUUAAAGCUCUGUUCAAGAUCCCACGAAAUCCUUCCCCUACAUUACGAAGUCCAGACCAAUGGUGCAGAAGUUUCAGCCAUUUCAUCAGUCAGUGUCUGAUAAAGGAUUUCGAGGCUCGUCCGUCGGUGACCCACCUCCUGGAGCAUCCCUUCAUCAAGCAGGCCCACGGCAAAGAUGUAGCACUCCAGCAGCAGUUGGCUGUUCUCAUCCAGGAGCAGCAAGAACUGGGCUGCAAAACCAGAACCAAGCACGACCGGAUCAAUACUCGUAAAACUCUCAUAAUAGAGCGAUGUCCUGAUGAUGAUCUGGUAAACCUGGAGUUCUUAGACGAGGAGAAAAUAAUCAGCCAUCUCCAGAGGAGGUACGGUGAGCUGCAGGUGUACACUUAUGUUGGUGACAUCCUCAUUGCUCUCAAUCCUUUCCAGAACCUCAGCAUCUACUCUCCUCAGUUCUCUAAGCUGUACCACGGCGUGAAGCGGGCCGAUAACCCUCCACACAUCUUUGCCACUGCAGAUGCAGCGUACCAAAGCAUGGUGACGUUCUGCAAAGACCAGUGUAUUAUAAUCAGUGGGGAAAGCGGUGCAGGGAAAACAGAGAGCGCUCAUUUGAUCGUUCAACAUCUUACCUUCUUGGGAAAGGCGAACAACCGGACGCUGCGUGAGAAGAUCUUGCAGGUGAACCCCCUGGUGGAGGCCUUUGGAAACGCCUGCACAGCCAUCAAUGACAACUCGAGCCGCUUCGGUAAAUACCUGGAGAUGAAGUUCACUCCCACUGGAGCCGUCAUCGGGGCAAAGAUAUCGGAGUACCUGCUGGAGAAGUCCAGAGUCAUCAAACAGGCGACGGGGGAGAAAAACUUCCACAUAUUUUAUUACAUUUACGCUGGACUUUACCACCAAGACAAGCUGAAGACCUACAGGUUACCAGACAAGACCCCUCCCAGAUAUAUUGACAGUCAGCACUGUAAAGUGGUGCAGGACAUCGUCUCCAGCAAGCUGUACAAGGAGCAGUUUGAUGCAAUUCAGGAGUGCUUCAGAAAUAUUGGCUUUACUGAAGAGGAGGUGAUUUCUGUUUACAGAAUUCUCUCAGCCAUUUUAAACACCGGCAACAUUGAAUUUGCGUCCAUCACAUCCCAACACCAGACAGAUAAGAGUGAAGUGCCUAACCCAGAGGCCUUAGAGAACGCUGCGUCUCUACUCAGCAUCGGCCCAGAGGAGCUGCAGGAGGCGCUGACCUCCCAGUGUGUGGUCACCAGGGGCGAGACCAUCAUCCGCACCAACACAGUGGACAAAGCCACCGACGUCCGAGACGCCAUGUCCAAGGCCUUGUACGGCCGCCUCUUCAGCUGGAUCGUCAACCGCAUCAACUCCCUGCUGCAGCCCGACAUGAAUAUCUGUGCCGCAGAGAGCGGCAUGAAUGUGGGAAUCCUGGACAUCUUUGGAUUUGAAAACUUCACAAAGAAUUCCUUUGAACAACUGUGCAUCAACAUCGCAAACGAGCAGAUCCAGUUUUACUUCAACCAGCACAUAUUUGCCCUCGAACAGAUGGAGUACCAGAGCGAGGGGGUGGAUGCCAGUCUGGUGGAGUACGAGGACAACAGGCCCAUCCUGGACAUGUUCCUGCAGAAGCCCAUGGGCCUGCUGUCCCUGCUGGACGAGGAGAGCCGCUUCCCUCAGGCCACCGAACAGACCUUAGUGGAUAAAUUUGAAGACAAUCUGCGCUGCAAGUACUUCUGGAUACCAAAACGUGUGGAGCUUUGUUUUGGGAUUCAGCAUUAUGCAGGAAAAGUGAUGUACAACGUGAAUGGCUUUUUGGAGAAGAACAGAGACACUCUUCCUGCAGACAUUGUUGUGGUCCUGAGAACAUCGGAGAACAAACUUCUGCAGCAGCUGUUCUCCAGCCCUUUAACUAAAACAGGGAACCUGGCGACGUCCAGAGCCCGGGUCACCGCUGCCUCCAGAUCUCUGCCUCCUCAGCUGGGCUCAGGACGCAACAAGUCUCCCAAAUACCUGUUGAAGGUGGACACCAUGGAGAUGAUGCGCCACCCCGGAGAAACCACCAGCAUGAGGAGACAGACUGUAGCCUCAUAUUUCCGCUUCUCUCUGAUGGACCUGCUGUCUAAGAUGGUCGUGGGUAAGCCACACUUUGUGCGCUGCAUCAAACCCAACGAUGACAGACAGGCGCUGCGCUUCUGUGAGGAGAGGGUGAUGGUGCAGCUGCGCUACACGGGAAUCCUGGAGACGGUGAGCAUCCGCCGCCAAGGCUACUCCCACCGCAUCCUGUUUGAAGAGUUUGUCAACAGAUAUUACUACCUUGCAUUUCGGGCUCACAAGAUGCCUGAGACAAGCAAAGAAAACGCUGUUACCAUACUGAAGCGAGCCAAACUGGAAGGCUGGGUGCUGGGGACGACUAAGGUGUUUCUCAGGUACUAUCAUGUGGAGCAGCUGAACCUGCUGCUGAGGGAGGUGAUCGCUCGGGUGGUGGUUAUGCAGGCUUACACUAAAGGCUGGCUGGGCGCCCGACGGUACCGAAAAGAGAAGGAGAAGAGAAACCACGGGGCCAUCAUCAUCCAGUCAGCCUGGAGGGGCCAUGUUGCCCGGCAGAACCUCAAACAGAUAAAAAAGGAACGGGAAGAGGCGGCCGUUCGCAUUCAGUCAGUCUCAUCCUCUGCAGCUUACAGGGGCCAUCGGGUGCGCCGGGACCGGGGACCCCAGAAGAACAGAUGUCACCCUGAGGCGGGAAAGACCACCAAGGAGGAACAUACAGGGUCUUACAUCCAGAACAGCACACACACGGAUCACAUACAUAGAGGGAAUGUUUGCCCCGACAGCCGAGACAGACAACUGAAAGACAUCAAGAGAGACAAAGGCAGAGCAGAAGACAGUGUGACGAAGCCUCGCAGGGAGACAGCUAGACUGCGAGACAUGCAGUGUAAACAAGGUCCAGUGAUGAAGCUGCAGCAGAGAACUCAUCGCCGGCGGGGCCAGCAGCCCAAGCUGCUCAACAGCCCUGAAGACAGCCUCUACUACAACCAGCUAAAUAGAACUCUGGAUUACCAGGGGAGCAAGAGGAAGCCGAGAAAACUUGGUCAAAUCAAAGUGCUGGAUGGAGAAGAUGAGUACUAUAAAUUACUGUCGACUGUGGACUCCCUCCCCGAGGAAGACUACGCCGCCGCCACCACCCCUCCCACCCGUUCUAGUGGGCCUCUCGUCAGUCAGAGCUGAGCCUUACAACCAUGUCAAGCGAUUGCCUUCUCCAACUUUGAACCGGACCCAAACCAAAAGGAACUCACAUCCACAUCUAUUGUACAUUUUUAUUUAUUGCUAGUAAACUGCCGUUUUAUAUGACUUAAAUAAAUCUGUUUUAACAAGUGA